Molecule: messenger RNA, 1179 nt
Organism: Amphimedon queenslandica
Lineage: Eukaryota; Metazoa; Porifera; Demospongiae; Haplosclerida; Niphatidae
Product: dolichyl-phosphate beta-glucosyltransferase-like
Exons: 10
Coding region: 21-1019 (332 amino acids)
Biological process (GO): protein N-linked glycosylation
Cellular component (GO): endoplasmic reticulum membrane
Source: RefSeq, a predicted model, not a curated record
GGGGUGUGUCUUGAUGAAACAUGGCGGUUUUGCCCCAAGAUCUCUCUUUGUUUUCUAUAUCCUUUUUCUUUCUCCAGCUCCUCGUACUGACCAGUAGUUCGGCACUGAUUAUACUUUACUUUUAUCUGAGAUUCACCACAUCACGUGAUCCAGACCUCUCUAGAGCAGAGUCUGAGAAGUCGUUUCUGGAUCCCAAUGAUGGCACUCGGAAACCAUUCCCGUUAAUAUCAGACCCGCCCACUGUGCAACUCUCACUGGUCGUACCGGCUUACAACGAACAGGAUAGAUUUCCGAUCAUGAUUAAAGAAACUUUAGAGUAUCUUCACAAGAGAAAGCAACGAGACAGUGAAUUCACAUACGAAAUUUUAGUUGUUAAUGACGGAAGCAAAGAUAACACAUCAAAAGUAGUAAUGGAGUACGUUAAGAAAGAAGGUCCUGAUAGAAUGAGACUGUUGGAUUUCGUGAGGAACAGGGGGAAAGGAGGAGCAGUGAGAGCGGGCUGCUUGAGUGCUAGAGGAAAGAGGAUAUUAUUUUUGGAUGCAGAUGGAGCUACUGAUAUCAAGGGACUGGAUGAGUUGGAGAAGGCUAUGAAUUCUGUCUCAUCUGAUUCUACGUCUCCAGCCAUUGUUGUUGGCUCAAGAGCUCAUUUGGAAGAUGAAGCCGUUGCCAAUAGGUCAUUUUUUCGCAAUAUUUUAAUGUACGGAUUCCAUUUCCUAGUCUUCUUUUUAUGCGUCAAAGGCGUCCGUGACACACAGUGCGGUUUUAAAUUACUAACACGUUCUGCCGUGGACAGGAUAUUCACUAAUCUACACAUUGAGAGAUGGGCAUUUGAUGUGGAGAUGCUUUAUAUUGCUCAGUGUCUCAAUAUCCCAAUUAAAGAAGUUGCGGUUAACUGGCAAGAGAUUGAAGGUUCUAAAAUGAUACCAGUUUUUAGUUGGAUCCAAAUGGGGCGUGACCUCCUCUUCAUUAGGCUACGCUACAUGUUUGGAUUCUGGACAAUAAAGGCUAAGACCAGCUAGAUCUAGACCACGCCCACAAUAGAAUGAUAGCAGCUGUCAGAGGUUUAACAACUUUGUUUGAUCAAUAAUAAUAAUAAUUUAAAUUAAUAAUAAUUAUUAAUUAUUACAUGAAAUAAAGUCGUUUACAAAAAGGAUGACCUGUACAGUUCUUGUUGAAAAU